GAGGGCCGAGCCGGAAAGCGGAAGCCCCGCGCAGCACGUGGGGGAGGCGCCGGUAGGAGACUCACAGGUACCCUCACCCGGUUCGGCGGUGGAGCUGGCUGCCGCGACUGUAGUCCUCUAGGAAGGAGGAGCAAGGCGCGGGAGACCAGAGAGACCCCAAGGAACCCGGAAACCGACCGAGUGCCAUGGAUGGUUCAGGAGAGCAGCCGAGCGCACAGCCCCCGCAUCCUGCGGACCACCGCAUUCGCGACGGCGACUUCGUGGUGCUGAAACGGGAAGAUGUGUUCAAAGCAGUGCAGGUCCAGCGGAGAAAAAAAGUAACUUUUGAAAAACAAUGGUUCUACCUGGACAAUGCUAUUGGCCAUAGUUAUGGAACCACAUUUGAAGUGACCGGUGGAGGAUGUCUUCAGCCCAAGAAGAAAAAGGAAGAGCCUACCUCAGAGACUAAAGAGGCUGGCACUGACAAUCGAAAUAUAAUUGAUGAUGGGAAAUCUCAGAAACUCACUCAGGAUGACAUAAAAGCUUUGAAAGACAAGGGCAUUAAAGGAGAGGAAAUAGUUCAGCAGUUAAUUGAAAACAGUACAACAUUCCGAGACAAGACAGAAUUUGCUCAAGACAAAUAUAUAAAAAAGAAGAAAAAGAAAUAUGAAGCCAUUGUUUCUAUUUUGAAGCCGUCCACUCGUAUUCUUUCAAUUAUGUAUUAUGCAAGAGAACCUGGAAAAAUUAACCACAUGAGAUACGAUACACUUGCCCAGAUGCUGACCUUGGGAAAUAUCCGUGCUGGCAAUAAAAUGAUCGUCAUGGAAACAUGUUCAGGCUUGGUGCUGGGUGCAGUGAUGGAACGAAUGGGAGGUUUUGGCUCCAUCAUUCAGCUAUACCCGGGAGAUGGACCUGUUCGGGCAGCGACAGCAUGUUUUGGGUUUCCCAAAUCUUUCCUCAGUGGUCUAUAUGAAUUCCCCCUUAGCAAAGUCGACAGCCUCCUGAACGGCACAUUUUCUGCUGAGAUACUAUCUUCAGAGGCAAAAGACAGUGCUUGUGUCAGUGGAAGUAAUGGCGUAGUCGAGGACAAGCAGGCUCCUGAGCAAGACGCUGAGGACCCCAUGGCGGAGGCACCAGAGAGCAGUUCUUCAGGAGAACACGAAACUGUGGAAGUUGUUGCCCAAGAUCCAGAGUAUAAGGAGCCUAAAGAGAGAGGAAGCAGAAAAGAUCAUAUUCAGGAAAAGCAGAGGAGACAAGAAGAGCAGAGGAAAAGACAAUUAGAGGCUGCUGCUCUCCUGAGUGAAAGAAAUGCAGAUGGUUUAAUUGUGGCCAGUCGUUUUCAUCCCACUCCGCUGCUGCUGGCUUUAUUGGAGUUCGUGGCCCCGUCCCGGCCAUUUGUGGUUUACUGCCAGUAUAAAGAGCCUUUGUUGGAAUGCUACACAAAGCUGCGGGAGAGGGGAGGAGUCAUCAACCUCAGGCUGUCUGAAACCUGGCUCCGGAAUUACCAGGUGUUGCCAGAUCGAAGUCACCCCAAACUGCUGAUGAGUGGAGGCGGGGGCUACCUCCUGUCAGGAUUCACCGUGGUCCUGGACACCCUUAGAGCAGACACCGGCCUCAGAUGCAGUACAAGCACUUUAGAGUCACUCAAAACAGAGGAGCCGGUGGCCAAAAAACAGAAAUGCACCGAGUCUGAUUCUUAACCAGUUAGGGAAUGCCUUGAUUUGUGUUCUCAGGCAUUCUGCAGUUGAUAAUGAAACCGUAAACGCAUUGCUAGCGGUUUUUCAAUAUCUUGAGAGUAACAGCAUGUCUGCGCUCCCCUGGCUGGGGCAGCAGAGUCAGCCUCUGUGCUCCUCUGCGUGGGGUCAGGGGCCAGACCCCAGCUCUGUGGUGCAGAAUUCCUAACAAGAUCCUGAGUGCGCCUAAAUAUUUUGAGAUCUUUAACACACUGAAUGUGUAUUUAUGUAAGAUUAUUUAUAUAUGAACUAAGUGGAUUAACAAUAUAACUAAAACUUGGUGAGCGCUGAAAGAAUUUGUGGAAGAAAUUUCCUCUGUUCAUUCCAGUCUCUUCACCCAAAGCAAUAUGGAUGUUCAGCUGUAUGUGAGUGGCAGUGCUCAUUCCCUGUGGGGAAUAGGCUUUCCUUAUAAGGAAAUACGCUAAGAUUUACUAUUUUAUAGUUGACAGCCUGGAAGGUUCCAAGUACUUACUGCUUUUGGGGAGUAUAUAGAAGGUUUAGUGUUCGUGGGUACUUUCUUUGCAGUUAUUUGCCAAUUCUUUUUUCUUUUUCUUUUUUUUUCUUCCAGUUUUGUAGAGACAGGGUUCUCCUAUGUAGUUGAGGCUGGCCUUAAAUGCACAGUGAUCUUCCUGCCUCAGCCUCCCAAGUGCUGAGAUUACCGGGGUGCAUCACCAUGUCUAGCAAUUCCCUUACUCUUUGUUCCAAAUAAAGUAGAAUAUUUGUGUAAUAUUUAAUUAAAGGAAACAUUUUUCCACUGUAGAGACUUAAAAGACACAUACAUUCAUAUUGGUGUAUAGAUGUUGAUAUGUACACUUACACAUUUAUAUAUACACACAGAGUGUGCUACCUACAUGGAUAUAUACAGACAUGGAGAGAAUAUAAUAUUUAUUUGAAUUACAAAAGGCGUUUCGUGCAGGACUUGGACAGUUCUCACUGUAUUGAUGUUGCUCCUUGUCAAAUAUAUUUAAAGUGCCUUUUUCUAUUGACCAUUAAUACAGGUCUGCAGUACUGUGCGGCCAUUGGAUAGGUAGCCUCAAAAUUUGACUGUCUAUGGUGGCAGAUAAAGGCUCAGAGUAGCCAUAGCGCUCGUCUGUUUGCACACGUGUGUGACUCUGUAAUCACACUUGUGUGCUGUUCACGUCAGGAGAUGGAGAUCAUCCAGCCCAGAGCAGCUCUGAAAGAUGAGGUUUCUUGUUCCCAAUAACAUGUGCUAUCUAAUACUGGUGUGAUUACCAAUAAGUACAAUUGUGUUCUCCUGUUCUUAAAGAAUAAAAGUGUUUCCUACCUUG
Messenger RNA from Cavia porcellus (domestic guinea pig), 3001 nucleotides. It is a transcript of the gene Trmt6, whose product is annotated as tRNA methyltransferase 6 non-catalytic subunit. Gene Ontology annotation, biological process: tRNA methylation. Gene Ontology annotation, cellular component: nucleus; tRNA (m1A) methyltransferase complex. The coding region runs from base 186 to 1679 and encodes 497 amino acids. The record is from RefSeq and is a predicted model, not a curated record. NCBI's taxonomy places the organism in Eukaryota, Metazoa, Chordata, Mammalia, Rodentia, Caviidae. The transcript is spliced from 11 exons.